AUGAAUGAAUGUUAUUAUUACCUACUGUUACUGAGUUUAUUCAGUAAUAUUCAACAUUCAUUAUCAUAUGAAAAUUUUGAACAAGAUUUUUUUAUUCAUUUACCAAAUAUAACUAUACAACAUGUAUGUGAAAAUGAUUUACUUUAUAUAAAAUGUUCAAAUAUAAAUGAAACAAUUCAAAUUAUACGUUCAAUGUAUGGACGAACAUCACAACGAAUAUGUAAUAAUAAUUUAACAUAUCGUUUUUUUGAUAAAACAUGUGCAAAUAUUGAACAAUCAAAAUAUCAAACAAAACUUCGUUGCCAUGAAAAAUCUACAUGUCAAAUAUUAAUUGAUAAUGAUAUAUUCACUGAUCCAUGUGGAUUAAAUAUUCCAAAACAUUUUGAAAUUCAUUAUCGAUGUAUUGAUAAAAAACAAAUUUGUUCAAAAUUAAUUCUUAAUUGUUCAAGAUCAAAUGAUUUAAAAUGUAUUCAAAAAAUUCAAGAAGAUUUUUCUUGUCAAUGUCCAUCAACAUUUUGUCAAUAUAAUAACAAUCAAAUAGUUGGAUUUAUUAAAAAAUAUUGUCCAGAAGAAAAACUUCAAGGUUUUCAUUGGCCUAAAACACUUAUUAAUAAAAGUCAAUAUCUUUCAUGUCCUUCUCCAUGCACUGGUCAAGUAAUUCGUUUUUGUAAUUUCAAUAGUCAAUGGUCAAAAACGAAUUAUAGCAAUUGUGAAUGUCCAAUAAAACAAUCUGAUCAAUUAUCAACACAUCGUUCAGCUAAUAGUUAUAUGUUUGAAUGUAAUUUUUGGCUAAUCGAUAAAAUAUUGCCUAAGGAUAAUUCAUGUAUUCUUUCAUUUAUGAAUUGGAAUGAAAAAUCAAAUGAUGAUUCAUUGAAUUGUCUAUUAAGUGCAUUUGAACAAAUGACAUUUCAAUCAUGUUCAUUAACAAAAUCAUUUAGUAUUGAUUUUCAAAAUUUAGCUUUUGAAAUUUAUAUACCAAUGAAUAAUGAAAGUAAAUUUCAUUUAUUAUCAAAUAUACAAUCAAAUCAAUUAAUUGUUGAUCGUACUGAUAUAAUACAUGAAAAUUUUCAUAUGAAUUUACCAAUAAUGGUUAUUGAUACAAAAAUGAAAAAUUCAAAAAAUAAAUCAAUUAUUUUAUUUGAACAAAAAAAUUAUUUAACUUCAAUACAAACAGCUAAUGUUACUAUUGUAUUCAAUCAUCGAUCAUUUGAUUUUCGUUAUCAAUGUCGCGCUUAUCGUUCAACAAAUUUCUCAUUACAUGUCGAUACAACAAAUAUGUUUUUUGCAUGUCAAUUAUUAUGUUCAAAUAAUAGCCAUGUUAUAUGUCAAUGUCCAUUUUUCAAUCCAUUCAUGCAUUAUAUUUUACAUAUCGAUACAACAAGAACUGAAAAUGAUUUAAUGAUUGAUAAUGAUUUAAAUGGAAAAUGUUUUGAAGAAAAAAAAUUUUUAAUUCAUGAAAAUUUAAAUAAAAUCGAUCGAUAUUUGAAACAUAUUUCAUCAUUAACUUUUGCAAAGAAACUUUUUUUAUUUAUUGAUAAAGUUCUUGAUAAAGAAAAUUUUUUUACAAAUUCGAAUAUUAUUGAUCGAUUUAUUAAACAAAUUGAAUAUCUUGGUUUUCAAUUACUUAAUCUAUCGAAUUCAUUUACUUCAAUUACAAAUCAUAUUGAAUUUUUUAUUAUGUCUAAACAAAUUCAAUUUGAAAAUAUUGAUCAAUCCGUAAGAAUAUUAAUUAUGAAUAAAUUAGAUCAAAAUCUUGAAUAUCAAAUUAUAUUUUUUACAAUUUCAAAUAUCAAUAUAAAUCAAUCAUUCAAUAGUCCAAUUGUUUAUUUGAAUUUCAUACCAAAAAUUAUAUCAAUAGAUAAUAUUCAAAUUAUAUUUCGUCAUUUAAAUCAAUCAAAUCAAAUACCACUUUGUGUUCAUUUAAAAAAUAUUCAACAUGAUCAUGCACAAUGGACUACAGAUGGAUGUCGAUUAUUAUUAACAAAUUUAACACAUUCGAUAUGUUCUUGUAAUCAAUUGAGUACAUUUGCUUUAUUUAUGGAUUAUCAAAAGAAAUCAAAUGAUAAUCGUUUAUUUUUUAUUUCAAAAAUUGGAUGUAUUAUAUCACUUGUUUGUCUACUAUUGACAAGUAUCAUAUUGAUCAUCAUACGAUUUCAUAUGGAUAUGAAUGAGGAUUUAACAAUGGUUCGUAAUACUCUUCAUAUGAAUAUGUUAUUAUGUUUAAUUAUUGUACAAAUAUUAUUUCUAUUUGGUAUUGAUCAAACAAAACAUAGAUUUGGUUGUCAAAUAAUAUCUAUAUUACUUGAUUAUUUUCUUUUGGCAACAUUUUCAUGGAUGUUUAUUGAUGGUGUUGAAUUAUUAUUUGCAUUGAAACAUGUAUUUAAAAUCGAUCGAAUACGUUUAAUAACUUAUUCAAUAUAUUCAUAUGGAUUUCCAUUAAUAAUUGUUUUUCUUUCAAUAGUACUAUCAACAAAAAAUAAAAAUAUUUCAAGUACAUAUUGUUGGUUAUCUCGUAAUAAUGCAUUUAUUUGGACAUUUGCUAUACCUUUUAUACUUAUAAUUUUUAUUAAUUUUUGUUUUUUUAUCAUAUCAAUUUAUUACAUAUGUAAAAAAAUCAAUUCUACCGAUCAAACAAAUAAAAUGAGUUUUUCUUUACGUAAUGUAUCAACAAUAUCGAUUCUAUUUGGUUUAACAUGGAUAAUUGCAUUAUUUUAUCUUUAUGAUCAAACUAUUUUAUUUGCAUAUAUAUUUACUAUAUUUAAUUCAUUUCAUGGCUUAUUAAUAUUUAUAUUUUAUUGUCUAUUACAAAAAGAUGUUCAAAAUUCAUUAAGAAAAUUGGAUAUUUAUAAAAAACAUCAUACAUUAUUCUUUCAUCAUUGUAUAAAAAGAAAUUCAAAUGGAAAUCAAAUACAUCAAAAAUCUAUUGAACAUUUUACUUUACCUGAUAAUACAAGUAAUAGUGAUUAUAGUUCAGGACAUUCAUUUGAUAUUACGAAUCAACAAAUAUUAUCUAAACAAAUAAAAAAUUUAAAUACAACUUGUAAAAAUAAUUUAUCUCAUCAAAUAUCAUUGCAUAAUCAAUAUGAUCGACGAUUUUGUUUAAAUAAUGAAACAUCUUAUUUACCAAGUAUACCAAUUAGUUUAUUAACAAAUCGUCUAAGUACUUUUCGAUAUCCAUUACCAUCAAAUGAAAUUAUUUUAUCUUAUGAACAAAAUGAACAAUUACUACAAAAACCUCAAAUUCAUGAAGAUGAUCAUCAGUAUUAUGAAAUUGGUUGA
Molecule: messenger RNA, 3279 nt
Organism: Rotaria sp. Silwood1
Lineage: Eukaryota; Metazoa; Rotifera; Eurotatoria; Philodinida; Philodinidae
Source: the annotation of a GenBank genome assembly